This is a messenger RNA of Octopus sinensis (East Asian common octopus), 4792 nucleotides long. Its product is annotated as zinc finger CCHC domain-containing protein 2. The transcript has 15 exons. The coding region runs from base 1054 to 4356 and encodes 1100 amino acids. The record is from RefSeq and is a predicted model, not a curated record. NCBI's taxonomy places the organism in Eukaryota, Metazoa, Mollusca, Cephalopoda, Octopoda, Octopodidae. Gene Ontology annotation, molecular function: zinc ion binding; nucleic acid binding; phosphatidylinositol binding.
GUAGUAAACAGUAACAUAUGGAUCCAGCCGUCUUCCUGUAGACAGGUGCUUUUGAAUGUCCUUUGCUCCCUGCUGGAAAUUAUUCAACAGAAUCUUUUACUAAUCACUUUCUCGCUCUCUCCCUCUCUAUUUAUUUAUAUUCAUCCAUUUAUCUCUGUGUCUUUCUCUAAUUUUCCUAUACAAAAACCUGACUUCUUUAGAAGUCAAGAGAUUUACAGAUACGAUGUCUGCUAUGACAUCUUAUUAACGAAACAUCGUAACCUUUUUUUUUCUCUCUUCUUCUUCUCCUCUGUCUUUAUUUUCGGAUUUAACAGCUAACAGAACGAAGAAGACAUAAAAUGGAUGACAGAACUACCCAUGAUAAACCUCGGCGAUUUUCAUAACUGAAAGUGGAUAAGCAAGUCUACUUCUGCUGAACAUCACUUCUGAUCGACUAACAUACAAAUUAUUUCCUUCUUAACCGUCAUUUGAAGACGAUCUUGACAUUGCAGCUACGGAUAACCAAACGUACAGUAAAAGAAAUUGAUUUCUUUCUUUAGGUGAUAUACGUUUUAUUGUUUCUGUUGAGUAAAAGCGACAAAAAAAUUGCAAAAAAUAUCAUUCAAAAUAACUGAAACUAAUUAAUUAUUUCACUUAAAGAGAAAGAGAAAAGAAUUUAAUAUUAUAAACUUUCUACAGGUAACUGUAGUUGGCAAGUUACUGCAAGUGCUUCCAUACUAAUUCGACGUAACGCGUUGUGAUUGGUUAACAGCUAAGGACCCGGAUGAGGAUUAUUUCUGGCGAGACUCGACAUGGCGACUUCGACGCUUCAUGGACCGAAAUUUUAGCAGUACUUACUUUUGCAGUCGUCCCAACCACUCCAACAAUCGUGACAAUUAUCAGUAUCUGCUGCCGUCGCAGCAGCAGCGCGUCUCUUACGAGGACGUGGACGUAAAACGUUAACGACGAGACGGAGGAGGCCGUCACUCCGGAGGAGGGUCUAAAGAGGCAUCAAGCCGAAACAAAGGACGGCCCCGGGUCGACACCAGCAUCAGUGUCAUUAUCACUGCUAGAAUGGUGUUCAAAGAAACAGUGUGUUUGUGGUUUCAAAAGUUAAAUCCUCAUACGAGGAUUGACAUUAUGUGUGGGCUGCUCCAUAUGUGUGUGCCGCCCGAGUUGCGCUUUCUUGGAACGUUUCUUGAGGACCUAGGCAAGAAGGACUACUACCGGCUGAGAGAUGCCGAAAUUAAAGCUAACAACCACAUCGAUCUUGCAAAAAGUACCAACACACCUAUCAACAAUAGCGCUAGUAACACUGACAGUUCCACAUCCUCUGGUUCUACGAGUACUAUUGGUGCUGGUUCUUCUAAUACUUCAUCACCAUCUAUCUCGACCGAGGAAAGUCUUCGCAACAAGCUGUCCCUGUCACUAGCUCUGCUGUACUCGUCCAACAUCCAAUGCUCCAAUAUUCUCUUCAAAAUGCUCGAAGCUAAUGUGGAACGAGCACUACGGGUGAUGCCUUCUAUGGCUGUAGUGACCAUUUACGAAAUUCUUACCAUUUUAGUGAUGGCAGCCAACCACCCGGCCUUCAGCGUUACCCAACAACUUACCAUGGCAGAAUUAUAUAAAUCGGCUGAGAAGGCCGCUGAAGGCCUCAUUCCCAAGGAUGAGUGUUUGUGCUGCCACUGCUCAGUGUCGUAUUCAUCAUCACCAAAGCCCGACGAAGGACCGCACUUCUGCAGCAGCUGCCAACCUCAUACAUCGCUACCACACAAAGAAAAAGCUCAUGUUACUCGAAUUAAAGUCAAAGGUACACGGAAACUUUUGGAGAAGCCAACAGAUUUUAUCAUGCAGGUGUCUUGGUCAAAUGGUGAAACUACUGAAGUCUAUAAAACAUUUCAAGAAGUACUUGAAUUCUCAAAUAAGUUUUCACGAAUAAUUGAUGAUGUUAAUGUGUACAAACAAGAUCGAAGGAUUCCUUUUCUUCAAAAUUUUUACAAAGAAGAACAUGUAGAGGAUGUUAAUCUACAAAAUAUAUCUCAUUAUGUAGGACAAUUGGAAAAACUCCCCUCAAAGUUUUUAGAAUGUGAUCAUCUAGUCAAAUUUUUUGCUCCAUCAGAUUCAAAUGGAUCCUCUACUUUCCGGUCAACUGAUUUUCAUUCAGCUAAUGAACAACCUGUGAUAUCUCCAUACAAUCAGAAGUCUUUCAACGCCGUAUCUCCCUCAGGGGAACUCGGUAAUCGACAGCAUCAUCAAUCUACAUAUUACAAUCCACAUCAUUCUCAAUUACCAUCAAAUAAUUACAGUAACAAUAGGACUGUCUUGAUGAAUAACCAGCUGAAUGCUCCCUGCCAGGGUAUCUCUCCAAUGUAUUCCCCUUCAUCGUCACCCCCACCUGUGGUUGCAUCAUUGCACUCAUCACUGCAGCAGUCCAACAGCCGGUCAGGCUCUCCUGCUAGUGUAGAUGGUAGUUCUUCAAUAAACUCCAAACACACAAGUUUUGAGCCGGAGUCCAAAGAUGAAGAGAAGUUAUAUUUUCAGGAAAUUCAGAAGAACAGUCGUGACAAACGCCAUUUAAAUGGUGUAAUUGAUUAUGGUAAUCUGACAGGAAUGCCACCAACAUUGCAACCUCCACCUGUGUGUUCAGCCAAUGUGGGGCCUUCUCAUCCCACUAUGACCUGGCCCCCUUAUUCAGCAAUUAAGAAUGCAUAUCAAAUAACUUUUCCAACUGGACAUCAGCAUCAGCAGCAACAACACCAUCACCAUCAUCAUCACCAUCAUCAUCCACAGCAGCAGGGUCCUCGUGCAGGAAUUACACAAUCUGUAGCUGUCAAUAACUCUUAUUUUUAUUAUCCACAUAUUCCCCAUGCCCCUAGUGUUCUUCCUUCAGUAUCAUCAUGUACUGCUGACAGUUCACCUGUUGGUUCUGACUACUGCAGUCAACCACCCAGCCCUGGGGCUCCAUCAGUGACAAAUAUCACUGCAGUUCCGGCUUCUUCAUCUUCAGUUGCAUCGGAUGAUAGUGAUAGAGUCAAGACUGGUAAGGAGACUGAACAGUGUUAUGAUCAGGACUAUAGGAAAAAAGAACUUGGUAAACCCAACUUGAAACCACAGCAACCUCUCUUGAAAUCUACAGCCAGAGGUCAAGUGGACGAUCAGACGAAAGGGAAUAUACAACAGAUUUACCUUGACCAUCAACAGUUACCUUUUGGAAAUGUAACAGGUGGCUAUAACACUGUCUCUGAAAAUAUACAAUCUGUACCACCACACCGUCACCAUCUUAUUACAGGUCGAACUACAUACAAGGCACAGCCUGCGCACACAAAUUUAGGAAUUAACCCCAAAAAUAUGAUUAACAUGCCUCCUGAUGGCAAAUCUACGACUCCAAUUGUGCCUUCAAUGUUUAAUCACAACUCUGACAUGACUAAUUUGAGUACAACUGUUAUUAAUUCAACUACUCCAACUUCUGUUCUUGCAACUGCAGACAACACUGCACAGCAUUCUCUCUAUUCAGUAGGUACAUGGACGCGGAGUUUAAUUCCUGUAUGCACACGGACUGCUGUUGCAUGCUCAACUAGUGCUCUAGUUUCAACAGGCUCUUCAAAUUCCAGUCCACCACCAAGACAAAAUAUAGGUAAUAUGAAGAAUAGUAACAUAUGUUCCAAUUCAGUACCUCAGUCCCCACCUAGUGCUGCUCCUGAUUCAACCUGUUCAUCCUCAUCUGACCAAGCUAGUGGCUUGGCCACUCUGAACUUCCUUGCACAAUGCUCAAACCAAAGUAGUGUCAUUACUAACACCAUCGUUUAUUCAUCUCAAACAUUGAACUCAAGUUCUCCGAGCCAAGUUUCUACAGGCCGGUCGGGAAUGUGCAAAACAUGUGGCUGUGAUGGCUACCAUCAAUUAGGUGUCAUUUCUUCUCCUGUGGCUCCACCAGCCAAUAAUAUCCCUCCUAACCAUUGGCCAUCCUUUGCAGGGAACAUGGGCUACAUGCCACAAAAUUCUAAUGGUUUGAUACCACUUCACUACCCAAUGCAAUUGGUUAGUGCGAUCCCAACUGAUCACGUAUAUAACAACCCUACUAACAUAAGUUUGGUGCAUUUGAACUCUUCAAAUCAAGCAGCUGUAUCAUCAUCGUCAUCCUCUACGUCUUCAUCAUGUAUGCUGAGCCAGAUGUGUAACUAUGCAUCUUUGGGUCUACAUGCCACGCCACCACAACCACAACAGUACACCAUGACAAUGAUUAGCAAUAAACACUGCAGGUCGUGUUUUAACUGUGGAGGAUCUGAUCAUGUUGCCAGUGAUUGCAAGGAAACAUCUAUGGAAGCUAUGACAGGCCAGUAUCGGUUGAAUUACAAGAGCAAAACUGCAGCAGACUGACAAACAAAAAUUUGUUGACCAUUUUACAUGCACAUUUUCUUGACAUAAUGUUGGCCACACCAAUAUAUACUGCUGCAUAUAAGCACAAACAUUGGAUUUGGCUGUUUUUGCACUCUCAAAUACUAUUGGUUUGCAUGUGUUCCAUGCCUGAUAUCUCCCAAUAGAUAUGCAGCCUGCAAUGAUGUCAUAGUUAAGUGGAACAUGCUAUUAUCAUGCACAAGUCAGUCUUUAUUUUAUGCAUGUGCAUAUGCACACAAACACACACACACAAUCUUUCUGAGACAAUUCAGAUCUGUGUUCUCACUUGAUUUUCAUGCAGUCCAUUACAUCCCUUCAGUAUGCCACCUUCUGUACCUGCUGCAUUUUGAUCAUUAAUCCACUUGCUCCACUGUUCAGAAUUCAUAUAUCAUAUGCAAUAUUAUAUAUACAUAUAUGA